AUAUUGUAAGAAUCCAAUGCCCGUAGUAGUACAACACUGUGCCGUAAAGUACAACAAAUUGUCAAAGUGUUUUCCUGCGGCGGACGUCGGGCGUUUUAUUCAUAUUAUUCUCUCCGAUCUUGUGUGUGAGUAGUUUACCGCAAAAAAUCCGCGCUCCGUUCCGUUUUUCGCCCGUCGAAGCGAUAAACGUUUAUUGCACACCCGCACAAUCUAAUCGAAAUCGUAAAUCGGUCCAAAAUGGCAUCUGGAGUAACAGUAGCGGACGCGUGCAAAAAGGUCUACGAGGAGAUCAAAAAGGACAAGAAGCACAGGUACGUGGUGUUUCACAUCAAGGAUGAGAAGCAGAUCGACAUUGAGGUGAUCGGCGAGCGCAACUCUACUUACGACCUGUUCCUAGAAGACCUACAAAAGGCCGGCCCGCAAGAAUGCCGUUACGGUCUGUUUGACUUCGAGUACACUCACCAGUGUCAGGGCACAUCCGAGAGUUCCAAGAAGCAAAAGCUCUUUUUGCUCUGCUGGUGCCCAGACACAGCCAAAGUCAAGAAGAAGAUGGUUUACUCGUCCAGCUACGACGCGCUCAAGAAAUCACUGGUUGGCGUACACAAGGCGUUCCAGGCCACUGAUCAUUCGGAAGCCUCCCAAGAAGUCAUCGAGGAGAAGCUCAGGUCCACCGACAGACAGUAAAAAUAAUUCAACAAAAAACUUAUAUACAACAAUACGCAUAUGAUGUUUAUGUAUAUUUAUAAAACAAAGUUUUCGUCUUUUACGUUUUGGUAUUAAAAAAAAUAAAUAAAAAAAAAUAUAUAUAUAAUAUUAGUACUUCCAUAACGUAAUCUUUUAUAUUACAGAACAAAAAAAAAAUAUUUAUAAAUUCAAAAACAUAUAAUACUAACAUUUCAAUAAAAAAUCUAAUAAUCAUAUUAUUCAUUGUUAUAAAGCGAUAUGUUCCCGUAGGAGCAUUUAUUUUAUACCUAUAUAUUAUUUUAAGUAUUUUAAUUCAUGCGUGUUUAAUUUCUCGUCGACAAAUUAUACGUAUUUCAAACUU
Molecule: messenger RNA, 1045 nt
Organism: Myzus persicae (green peach aphid)
Lineage: Eukaryota; Metazoa; Arthropoda; Insecta; Hemiptera; Aphididae
Gene: tsr
Product: cofilin/actin-depolymerizing factor homolog
Exons: 1
Coding region: 238-684 (148 amino acids)
Biological process (GO): cell motility; actin filament fragmentation; actin filament severing
Cellular component (GO): actin cytoskeleton; actin cortical patch; cytoplasm
Molecular function (GO): actin filament binding
Source: RefSeq, a predicted model, not a curated record